Vanderwaltozyma polyspora DSM 70294 is the source of this 390-nucleotide messenger RNA. RefSeq names its product Pga2p (gene PGA2). The transcript has a single exon. Gene Ontology annotation, biological process: protein transport. The record is from RefSeq and is a predicted model, not a curated record. Lineage: Eukaryota; Fungi; Ascomycota; Saccharomycetes; Saccharomycetales; Saccharomycetaceae. Bases 1 to 390 code for a protein of 129 amino acids.
AUGUUUGAAUCAAUUGGUGAUAUUUUUGAUGAUUUUGAUUACCGUAAGUGGCUGAGAUUAGUAAUCAUUGUUGGUGGGUAUAUAUUGAUUAGGAAUUUAGCUCAAAGAGAAUUGGCUAAGAGAAAGUUAGCUAACCAAAUCAAGGAAGAUAAGAGGUUGAAGAGUGAGCAGAAUAUGGAGAAGUAUCUGGAGGAUCCUGAGGAGGAGGAGAAGGCUUCAGCUGCAGCUUCUGGGUUUGGCUGGGGGAAGAAGACUAGAGUUAGAGUUAAUAAGCAACAGAAAGCUUUUGAAAAAGCUGUCGAUAAGUUACAACAACAACAAAAGCAGCAACAGGGUAUUAGUGGAGGAUUCGAUGAUGAUUCCGAUAUUCAAGACUUAUUAGAGGAUUGA